This is a messenger RNA of Camarhynchus parvulus, 4170 nucleotides long. RefSeq names its product WD repeat containing planar cell polarity effector (gene WDPCP). The transcript has 20 exons. Gene Ontology annotation, molecular function: protein binding. Bases 968 to 3097 code for a protein of 709 amino acids. The record is from RefSeq and is a predicted model, not a curated record. Gene Ontology annotation, biological process: cilium organization; establishment of protein localization; nervous system development. Gene Ontology annotation, cellular component: axonemal basal plate. NCBI's taxonomy places the organism in Eukaryota, Metazoa, Chordata, Aves, Passeriformes, Thraupidae.
GUAAAUUCCUUUGGUCUGGCUGUAAGGGAGGUUGGUAGCGGCAGAAAUACAUCAGCAGAACAGAGCUUGUAAACUGUUGUUGGAGUGUAAAAGAAGGUCUUGGAUAGCACAGCUGAUUUUUCUUUUCCCUCAGAUCCUGAUUGGAUUCCCUGUUAGUUGUUUUGUGAAGAUCUCACUUGUCCCGGUGCGUUUCUGCAACAUUAGUUUGAAGUCUUAUUGUAGUCUUUAUAGUAAGCAUGUAUGCUGACGCAAUUUCUUCCGUCCCGCGACAAAAGGGAAUCUGCUCCUUUGGGGCAGGGGGUGUAAAAUGCAAGUUGUGAUGCAAAGUGCUCCCGUUCCAGCGGGUCUCGCUGCCAGUCGUGCUCGUGUCGCAGCUCGGAAGGAGCCGUGGGGCCCGGGCAGCUCCUGCGGCGGGGCCAGCGGCAGUGCCCGGGUGCCGGAGGUGCGGUCCCGCCGGCUCUGUUGAGGUUCUCCAGCUGCACUGAUUUAUAUCGGUUAAUGACAGCCCGUUUUUAAUAUGAAUGAAGCGUGUAGCCAAGCUCCAUUCUGUGGAUCAGUUUGAAAGCCGAAUAGCUGCAAGCAGAGCUGAGGGCUGGCUUGUUGGGAAGCGUAGGGAAGCUUGGUCAGGAGGAGGGAGCUUGUUUAACAGUCAGAGUUUCCCACAGUGUCCUAAGAUGCUUUACCCUGGUGACUCUUAACCUUUUCUGCACCCAGACGUUGUACAGACUUAAUUAACACUAUUUAAGAUUGCUUAAGAUUUAAAUAUACACAAAACCUGAUGUGGACCCACAUAAGCUGGCUGUCUUCUUUAACUGUAUUUUGGAUGGGAUUUUCUUUUACUUCACUGCCAUCUAUAGAAACGGAUGAAUAUUUUUAGCAGUAAAAGACCCUGAAUUCUACGAAAAAUCAAGCAAGGCUUUUUAUCAACUUUCUGAGAGGAAAGUGCUAAGGCUCCAUAUUUCACCAGAUGUCCUUCUGCCUGACUGAGAUGUUUCUGUGGUCUUUGAAGACCAACUUACAUAUUAGAGAUGAAGACAUUGGGAUCCACCAGUACUGUGACAAGAAACAAUCAGCAUCACAGACGAAGUACAGUUACUUAGAAGAGAAGCAAAAGCUAGCAGAAUCUCGAGAUUAUCCUUGGAUCCUGAAAACCAAGCGAGCAGACAAACUGCGAGAUGCACUCAAGGAGGUGGAGGACUUAAUGCAGAACAGUCCAUGUGUGCUGAGCAAGUGGAAGAACAAACAUACCUGUCAGCUCCUCUUUCACUCAGGUAUUUUGGUGUCCCUAAGCCUUUCUGGGCCACAGCUGGAGAAAGUGGUGAUUGACAGGACCCUGGUGGGGAAGCUCAUCUCCGACAUCAUCAGUGAUGCUGUUCUUACAGACAAUUUCAUCAUCUUGUCAUUUGAGGACCAUAACCAACUCUGCUUUAUUCAGUUUACAAAGACGAUGGAUUGUCCCGAUGUAAACAAAAGACUGGAAAAACUCUCUUGUUUGGACUCUAAGAUCUCUUAUGUUGAUAUACUUGGACCAGAAGGUAGAAGGAUGAAACGUCACCUGGCAAUAAACUGUAUGCAAGAUCUGGUGAUUUGCUGGUGGUCAGCAACCAGUGAUGGAGCAUGGCCUUGGUCUCCUAUUUCCUGUCAGAGGGACAGAGCCAACCUAUUGCUAUUAGGCUGUGCACAUGGCAAAUUGGAGGUGCUGAGUUACGUGCGCACGGAGUGGGAGCCCCUGGAUGCCAGGUUCAGCUCUGUGCAGCCCCAGCAGGUGCUGACUGUGGAGCACUCGGUGUCGGCAGCCAAGGAGCCCAUGGCCGACAGCUGCGUCUACAAGUGCCUCAGGAACCGAAUGCAGUGCGCCGCCGUCACCAGGGUCCCCCUGCCUGCCAGGGCCAUCAGCUGCUGCAGGGAUGUGACAGAAGACAAACUGGUGCUGGGCUGUGAAGACUCCUCAGUAGUUCUGUUCGAAGCCUACAGCCAAGUGACUCUGUUGGCCCAAGCCAAGCUGCUCCCUGCUGUAAUAACCUACCACCCUUCCGGAGCCGUGCUGGUGGUUGGCAGCUCUCAAGGGGAGCUGCAGCUUUUUGACACGGCGCUGUCCCCAAUUAAAAUUCAGCUCUUGGCACAGGACUAUUCACCUGAGGCAACUCUGCAAUUCAGUAAACACUGUGAUGUGCCCACCAGCCUCAUCCAGAUCCAGUGGGCUGCUCCUCCAGGUGCAUUUCCCAGUCCUGACAGCGUGGAUAUUCAUGAUCUUUUGUUGGUUAGAUUUGAUAAAGGACCCUUGGGAGUGCUUCACUUUAAACUUGGUGUGCUCACAAGAGGACAACUGGGCCUUGAGGAAAUCAUCCACCAGUACAUUCGUUAUGAUGAGAUACAGGAGGCAAUUAAUGUCCUGAGCACCAUGAACUGGAACAUGAUGGGUCAGCGGUGCUUUAUCUGCCUGAGUGCCAUUUGCAACCAUCUCCUUAAACAAAAGCUUACACCAGCCAGAGAAGCACAGCUUGAGGCAAGCCUUGGAACCUUUUAUGCUCCAACAAAACCUCUCUUGGAUAGAACUGUGCUGGAGUACAGGGACCCCAUCAGCAGAUAUGCAAGAAGGUUCUUCCACCACCUGCUCAGGUAUCAGAGGUUUGAAAAAGCAUUUCUGCUUGCUGUUGACAUCGGCGCUCGGGACCUGUUCAUGGACAUCCAUUACCUUGCUCUAGAUAAGGGUGAAUUGGCACUAGCUGAAGUGGCAAAGAGAAAGGCUAAUGACAUUGAUGCAGAAUCAAUAACUACUGGAAUUGAACUUCUGGGGCAGUCAGAUGAAGAAGACCCAUCUUGUGAAGCUUUUCCUGACCAAUCUCCAGAGCAGGCAGGAGGGUGCAACCCGCCUGCCCUCGGCCCUGCUGACAGACCACCAACGCAGAGCUUCUCCCACAGACCCACCAGCCACAGACAAGCAGAGGACACUGAGCCUGGAGCGGAUGGCCACACCACCUCCCUGAUCAAGAAAACAUUUUCCAGCAGCCAGGAAGGAAAUAUGAAAGCCGUUCCUUCAGAGCAGGAGACUGGAGCCAGUGGGUCUCUCCAAAUUGUGCACUUUGGGCUGGUGUGACUGAGCUGCCAAAGCAGAGAAGAGGAAACCUCACCAAGGUGGUGAAGUUCACCUGCCCUGGGAAGUCCUUCAGCAAACUUCCAGCCAGCCCUGGGUCUGACCACUGGCAGAUGACAAAACACCAGGCUUAGAAAAUAUCCCGUUCUUAGACCUCUAAAUUAUUUCUGAGUUCAUAUUGGUAUGUCCAUGCACAAAGUGCCCUGUGUUUGCUUGUGGAGGGCAACUUGGUGAUAUUUUCAUCAAAGGUGUCAAAAAAGUGAGUAAUUGCUGAUCCCCAUUUACUGGACAAACUCAGUGCUGAAAAAUUUGGUGGGGUUUCUUGGAUGCAUGCAUAAGCUUUUCAGGAGAAAGUCUGUAAUUCUCUAUGCAUUAUAUGUUUUUACAAUCUUCACUUGGAAGCAGAUUUGAAUUUCCACUUAAGGCUCUGAAAACCGUCCUAUUGAGAUACCAGCAGAUAAGAUCUUCACUCAUGAUACCUCUAUGAAAGAGCAGCCUUUCACAGUCAGCAGCAUUUUUCAAAGAAUGCUCUCAAUUUUCAAAUCUAGAUAUAUCAUCUUAGUUGAAUAACCAUUAUUUUGCCUUGAAAAAAAGAUGCGGAGCCUCUUAAGCAUCAUUCCAUUGGAGUCCAGAUUUUAAUCUCCCUCCUCUAACCACAAAGAGAAAAUGCACUGAGAAGAGGACCUGUGCCAGCCCUCUCUGUCUUUUUCUGGCAGUGAAGAGGGGCGAGCAUCGUCGUGGGUCCUUCCUCCCACCACCUGAUGGAGCGCAGAGUGUACGGACACAGAUGUAAAAAAAUAAAAAACCAAAACCCACAAGACAUUAGAACUAUUUCAUUAACAAAAAUUCUGCUUUUGCCCAAAUAAAAUAUUUAUAGUCCACUUUCCCCUGUGAGUCAAAGUUCUGCUGCCUGAUGGGUGAUUUUGGUUGCACCCUUUUGGCACUUCGUCCCAAUCUGCAUCUUUGCACGCGUGUAUUCAAAAGAGACACUUUGGUUGGAGGUUUGAAGGGAGCCAAGGGCUUGCAGCCCGCAGGGUUUUGUACACUCAACAGGGAAAGACAAAUAAAGAGAGCUU